CCGCCCGCGCGGAGCGCACUCGGCCCGGCGGCGGCAAGAGCACAGCCUCUCCAGGGAGCGGGGGAGACCGUGAGCAGCCAGCCAGCCAGGGCGAGACCCCAAGGCCCACGGAGGGACCCCCUGAUUCCAGCCACGUCUCUCUCUACGCCUGCCCAACGCCCACCACUGCCAGGGACGCCCCCACCCCAAAGCCGGCCUCUUCGUCUGCGCGCGCCCGAGCGCGCGCGCUCUCUCCGCGGGGACACGGGGGGCCACACCUGAGCGCGGGGUGCCCGGCGCACCCUCCUCCCUCAUGGGCCUUCGCUGAAGGCCCCCGACCGAGAGUUCCGAGCGGAGAAGACGGCUUGCACCCGCUCUCAGGGGAGGGUCAGAUCUGGGGGGGCUAGGGCCCCCAAACUCGGAUCGGAUCCAGCCACAGUGAGGAGGCGCCAUGGAGCUCCGGGCGCUGCUCUGCUGGGCUUCGAUCGCAGCUGCAGUAGAAGAGACCCUACUGAACACAAAACUGGAAACUGCGGAUCUGAAGUGGGUGACUUACCCUCAGGCAGAAGGCCAGUGGGAGGAGCUGAGCGGUCUGGACGAGGAGCAGCACAGCGUGCGCACCUAUGAGGUGUGUGACGUGCAGCGCGCCCCGGGCCAGGCUCACUGGCUGCGCACGGGCUGGGUACCGCGGCGGGGCGCCGUGCACGUGUACGCCACGCUGCGCUUCACCAUGCUCGAGUGUCUGUCCCUGCCGCGGGCUGGCCGCUCCUGCAAGGAGACCUUCACCGUCUUCUACUACGAGAGCGAAGCUGAUACUGCCACGGCCCACACGCCAGCCUGGAUGGAGAACCCGUACAUCAAGGUGGACACAGUGGCUGCAGAGCAUCUGACCCGCAAGCGCCCUGGGACGGAGGCUACCGGGAAGGUGAACAUCAAGACCCUGCGCUUGGGGCCGCUCAGCAAGGCUGGCUUCUACCUGGCUUUCCAGGACCAGGGGGCCUGCAUGGCCCUGCUCUCCCUGCACCUCUUCUACAAAAAGUGCUCCCAGCUCACCAUGAACCUGACCUACUUCCCAGAGACCGUGCCGAGGGAGCUGGUGGUGCCCGUGGCGGGCAGCUGUGUGGCUGACGCCGUCCCUGCCCUCGGCCCCAGCCCCAGCCUGUACUGCCGGGAGGAUGGGCAGUGGGCUGAGCAGCCGGUCACGGGCUGUAGCUGUAACAAAGGGUUCGAGGCUACAGAUGGGAACAAGCAGUGCCGAGCCUGUGUCCAGGGCACCUUCAAGUCCCAGGCAGGGGAGGGGUUCUGCCAGCCAUGCCCAGCCAACAGCAACUCUAACAACAUCGGAGCUUCUUUCUGCCAAUGCCGCAAUGGAUACCACCGUGCCCCCUCGGAACCCUUGAGUGCACCUUGCACUACCCCGCCCUCCGCCCCGCGGAGUGUGGUUCCCCAUCUGAACGGCUCUGCCCUGCGUCUGGAAUGGAGCGCCCCCCUGGAGUCUGGUGGCCGAAAUGACCUCACUUACGCUGUGCGCUGCAGGGAGUGCCGGCCUGGGGGCUCUUGCAUGCCUUGUGGGGGAGACCUGACCUUUGACCCCGGACCCCGGGACCUGCUUGAGCCCUGGGUGUCCAUCCGAGGCCUGCGUCCUGACGUCACCUAUACCUUCGAGGUGGCCGCCUUGAACGGUGUGUCCUCCGUAGCCAUGGGACCCGUCCCUUUUGAACCUGUCAAUGUCACCACUGACCGUGAGGUGCCUCCUGCAGUAUCUGACAUUCGCGUGACAAGGUCAUCACCCAGCAGCCUGAGCCUGUCAUGGGCUGUCCCCAGAGCACCCAGUGGGGCUGUGCUGGACUACGAGGUCAAGUAUCAUGAGAAGGGUGCGGAGGGUCCCAGCAGUGUCCGCUUCUUGAAGACAUCGGAAAACAGGGCAGAGCUGCGGGGUCUAAAGCGGGGAGCCAGCUACCUGGUCCAGGUUCGAGCCCGCUCCGAGGCUGGCUACGGCCCUUUUGGCCAGGAGCAUCACAGUCAGACCCAGCUGGACGAGAGUGAGAGCUGGCGGGAGCAACUGGCGCUGAUCGCGGGCACAGCCGUGGUGGGCGUGGUGCUGGUCCUGGCGGCCAUCGUCAUCGCUGUUCUCUGCCUCAGGAAGCAGAGCAGCGGGAGGGACCGGGAGUACUCGGACAAGCACGGGCAGUACCUCAUCGGGCACGGUACUAAGGUCUACAUCGACCCCUUCACUUACGAAGACCCUAACGAGGCGGUGAGGGAAUUUGCCAAAGAGAUAGAUGUCUCCUACGUCAAGAUCGAAGAGGUGAUUGGCGCAGGCGAGUUCGGCGAGGUGUGUCGGGGUCGACUGAAGGCGCCCGGGAAGAAGGAGAACUGCGUGGCCAUCAAGACCCUCAAAGGGGGCUACACGGAGCGGCAGCGGCGCGAGUUCCUGAGCGAGGCUUCCAUCAUGGGGCAGUUCGAGCACCCCAACAUCAUCCGCCUCGAGGGUGUGGUCACCAACAGCGUGCCGGUCAUGAUCCUCACAGAGUUCAUGGAGAACGGUGCCCUGGACUCCUUCCUUCGGCUGAAUGAUGGUCAGUUCACCGUCAUCCAGCUGGUGGGCAUGUUGCGGGGCAUCGCCUCGGGCAUGCGGUACCUAGCUGAGAUGAGUUACGUUCACCGAGACCUGGCUGCCCGCAACAUCCUGGUCAAUAGUAACCUGGUCUGCAAGGUCUCCGACUUCGGCCUCUCCCGGUUCCUGGAGGAGAACUCCUCGGACCCGACCUACACGAGCUCUCUGGGAGGGAAGAUCCCCAUCCGAUGGACGGCCCCUGAAGCCAUCGCUUUUCGGAAAUUCACCUCUGCCAGUGAUGCCUGGAGCUAUGGCAUUGUCAUGUGGGAGGUCAUGUCUUUUGGGGAACGACCCUACUGGGACAUGAGCAAUCAGGACGUGAUCAACGCCAUUGAGCAGGACUACCGGUUACCGCCACCCCCAGACUGCCCCACGUCCCUCCACCAGCUCAUGCUAGAUUGUUGGCAGAAAGACCGGAAUGCCCGACCCCGCUUCCCCCAGGUGGUCAGCGCCCUUGACAAGAUGAUCCGGAAUCCUGCCAGCCUCAAAAUCGUGACCAGGGAGAAUGGAGGGGCCUCACACCCACUUCUGGACCAACGACAGCCUCACUACUCUGCCUUUGGCUCUGUGGGCGAGUGGCUUCGAGCCAUCAAGAUGGGAAGAUACGAAGAAAGUUUUGCAGCGGCUGGGUUCGGCUCCUUUGAGCUGGUCAGCCAGAUCUCCGCUGAGGACCUGCUCCGAAUUGGAGUCACUCUGGCGGGACACCAGAAGAAAAUCUUGGCCAGUGUCCAGCAUAUGAAGUCCCAAGCUAAGCCUGGUGCCCCCAGCGGGACAGGAGGAUCAGCCCCACAGUACUGACCUCCAAGAACUCACCACUCCCCCGGGGGACAUGGCCUCCCCUUCUUCCCGGGGCAGAGUUGAAUGGGGACUCACAGAGGACCCCCCCCAUCGCAGAGCCCCACUGGAUUGCACUUUGAACCCGUGAGGGGUCUGGGGAGUUGGCAAAUCGGAGAUCCAGGAUUUGGGAUUUGUCAUACAGGAUGGAUGACAUCACAUCUGGUCCCCUGCAAGCAAGGGUACCCCAGAUCCUCAGUGAGCAUGCAUGCUUUUCCCUUAAGAUUGGGUGUGACCAGAGGGAAAGAAUGCGUCCAUAAUCUCCUGUCCUUCCCAGAGGGACCCUCCUCGCCUUUGUCCCUGCAGACCAAAGAGAGGGUGACCAUCCUGUUAGCGCCAUAGAGGAGCGCUGUCCCAGGAGGCAGGAAGGGCUGUCGUGACCCAGUGACAGAAUCAUUGGAUUUGAUGUCCCAACUUGCUGCUGUCCCCACCAAUCACAAUCAUUUUUCCCUUGUAAAUGUCCCUCUCCCCCAUCUGCUGCCUUCAUAUUGAAGGUUCUGAUUUUUAUUAUUUUUUGUUCUCGGUCUUAUUUUUCCCCUCCCUCUCCUUUUAUUGUUAUUUUUUCCCCUCUACCGUCCUUGUCCUAAUUUUCUUGUGAUAAAGGGCACCUGUUUCUGCUGUCUCCUGUUGAA
This is a messenger RNA of Jaculus jaculus (lesser Egyptian jerboa), 4062 nucleotides long. RefSeq names its product EPH receptor B4 (gene Ephb4). Gene Ontology annotation, cellular component: neuron projection; plasma membrane. Gene Ontology annotation, molecular function: protein binding; ATP binding; transmembrane-ephrin receptor activity. The record is from RefSeq and is a predicted model, not a curated record. Gene Ontology annotation, biological process: protein phosphorylation; cell surface receptor protein tyrosine kinase signaling pathway; central nervous system projection neuron axonogenesis. NCBI's taxonomy places the organism in Eukaryota, Metazoa, Chordata, Mammalia, Rodentia, Dipodidae. The transcript has 17 exons. The coding region runs from base 431 to 3394 and encodes 987 amino acids.